CUCUUGAUUUGGGGUUUUUUUUUGGUAAGUUUAAUUUUUUAUUUUGGUUUUUAUUUUUUAUUUUUUAGGUUUGAAGUUCAAUAGCAUUUCGUGUUUGUAACGAAAAAUGUGUAUAGAAAUCAUUGGAUGCUAUGCACAAACUGAACUUGGUCAUGGCUCCAAUGUCCAAAGGCUUGAAACUACAGCAACAUUUGAUCCUCAGACUGACGAAUUUGUCAUUCAUAGCCUCACAUUGACUUCAAGAAAAUGGUGGCCUGGUGGACUGGGUAAAGUAUCCACGCAUGCUGUGGUUUAUGCUCGUCUUAGAACAGAUGGACAAGAUUAUGGAGUGCAUGGUUUUAUUGUCCAGCUGCGUAGUCUGGAUGACCACUCUCCUCUUCCAGGCAUGACAGUUGGUGAUAUUGGAAUGAAAUUUGGAAGUGGGGCAUAUAACAGCAUGGACAAUGGUCUUCUAAGAUUUGAUCAUGUGCGCAUCCCGAGGAACAAAAUGCUAAUGCAUCUUUCCCAGGGUGCAAAAGAAGGGAAAUAUGUACAAUCUAAUGUUCCCCGCCAGCAGGUUUAUGGUACUAUGGUCUAUGUCCGACAAAUAAUUGUAUCCGAAGCUUCUUGUGCUUUGUCAAGGAAAGUUUGUAUUUCAACAAGGUACAGUGUUGUUCGUAGACAAUUUGGUACAGAGACCCAGGUGAUUAACCAUAAAGCUAAGCAAAGUAAACUCUUUCCUUUGCUUGCCUCUGCCUAUGCUUUCAGAUUUGUUGGUGAAUGGAUGAAAUGGCUAUACACUGAUGUGAGCAAAAGAUUGCAAGCUAAUGACUCAUAUAUAAAUGUAAAAAUUUUAUAA
This is a messenger RNA of Gossypium raimondii (Peruvian cotton), 838 nucleotides long. Its product is annotated as putative peroxisomal acyl-coenzyme A oxidase 1.2. The record is from RefSeq and is a predicted model, not a curated record. Gene Ontology annotation, cellular component: peroxisome. NCBI's taxonomy places the organism in Eukaryota, Viridiplantae, Streptophyta, Magnoliopsida, Malvales, Malvaceae. The coding region runs from base 107 to 838 and encodes 243 amino acids. Gene Ontology annotation, molecular function: FAD binding; fatty acid binding; acyl-CoA oxidase activity. The transcript is spliced from 5 exons. Gene Ontology annotation, biological process: fatty acid beta-oxidation using acyl-CoA oxidase; lipid homeostasis; long-chain fatty acid metabolic process.